Arachis ipaensis is the source of this 1374-nucleotide messenger RNA. Lineage: Eukaryota; Viridiplantae; Streptophyta; Magnoliopsida; Fabales; Fabaceae. The record is from RefSeq and is a predicted model, not a curated record.
AUGAAGGAAGAUCAGCCGGAAAAGAUACGUCAAGAUAAAGAAGGAAUAUGGAGAUAUGGGGACAGAAUUUGUGUACCUGCUCAAGAGGACUUGAGGAAGGAUAUUCUGACAGAAGCUCAUGAAAGCAAAUUUUCUAUGCACCCCGAAAAGAAUAAAAUGUACCAAGAUAUGAAAAAGAUGUUUUGGUGGCUGGGAAUGAAGAAAGAUAUAGCAACCUUAGAGAAACUCGCCCGAUUGUACAUUCAGGAGAUAAUACGAUUGCAUGGGAUACCCUCAUCAAUUGUAUCAGACAGAGAUCCAAUGUUUACUUCUAGAUCUUGGGGAGCCCUACAGAAAGCUUUUGGAACAAGAUUGCAUUUGAGUACAGCAUAUCACCCACAGACUGAUGGGCAGAUAGAACGAAUGAUUUGUACCUUGGAAGAUAUGUUGAGAUCUUGUGUGAUGGAUCAGCAGGGUAACUGGGACAAAUAUAUGCCGUUGAUUGAGUUUGCUUAUAAUAACAGUUAUCAACAAAGUAUUGGAAUAGCACCGUAUGAAGCCCUAUACGAAAGAAGGUGUCAAUCACCGUUAUGUUGGUAUGACAUGGAGGAAGGUAGGAUUUUGGGACCAGAGUUAGUACAAGAUACUACCGAACGGAUUAAGCACAUUAGAGAGAAGAUUCAAGCUGCUCAAAGUCGACAGAAGAGUUAUGCAGAUAUUAGACGUAGACCCUUAGAGUUUAACGAGGGUGACCAUAUUUUCUUAAGAGUGAUACCUAGGCGUAAAAGUGCUUCUAGAAGCUUGUUUUUGGUGAAACUUUGGGCAGCAGCAAAGGAGUACGUGGUAGACCUUUUCAGUACCCUAUCAGUACUCCCUACUUUGAUCCGGACGCACCCUAAGAUUUCCCUCUCUUGGUUACAUCCUAGCAGACCUGGGAUACCUCAUCCAGAGGAGCAGAUGCCACCUCCACCUGACUAUCCUCCUCCACCUGAGCCCCCUUUGCCUGAUGAGCCUAUACUUGCACACCCUAUUCAUGAGGCCCCUCAUGCACCUUUUAUACUUGAUGAGUGGGGUGUCCCCAUGUUGCCACCCGAGCUUGAUCCUUUACCUGAGCCGAUUGAGCCACCUGCUUUUGAUGAGCAGCAGGAGCACGCGUAUGAUCAGAUUAUGGAGUUGCCACCCCCUUCUUCUGACUGCAUUUUGUUUGGUAGCCAUCCUUUUAUGGUUCCUAUAGCCAGUAGCAGUUCCUCCGCUAUUGCUCCAGCAGCUGAAGAGGACGAAGAAGAAGAAGAUCCGGAGGAAGAUCCUGACAUCAUAGUUAUCUCUUCUGACAGUGAUGAGCCAGGUGAGGCGCCGGCAGAUGGUCAUCACCACCCGCCCGGUGGUCUUCCGUGA